This is a messenger RNA of Mya arenaria, 2156 nucleotides long. RefSeq names its product RYamide receptor-like. Gene Ontology annotation, molecular function: neuropeptide Y receptor activity. The transcript has 3 exons. NCBI's taxonomy places the organism in Eukaryota, Metazoa, Mollusca, Bivalvia, Myida, Myidae. Gene Ontology annotation, biological process: G protein-coupled receptor signaling pathway. The record is from RefSeq and is a predicted model, not a curated record. Gene Ontology annotation, cellular component: membrane. The coding region runs from base 695 to 2098 and encodes 467 amino acids.
GUGAACUCUAUAAUGUUUCUGAUUCUGCGAUCCCUUCUUUCAUAGAUGGGUGGCUUGCAGUGGCUCGCUGUUUUCCGAUAUGCUUCUCUUAGACUCAGAGGCAUUUCUACAGGAGAUUCCUUGACGCAUUCUCUGUAUGUCUGUAUUCUGCGAGUAAUUUCAAGCUUUCUCGACAAUAAGUGCGACCAUUAGCUAUCAGAGAAGAGUUCUUUCGGGUCUUACCAGAACUAUUGCAUUAUCCGAAUGCUGGAUUAUUAGAUAAAAGGAAGAAAUAAAUUUACACAAUGAAACAAUAACAUGGACUAAUUAAUAAGAUAACGUGUAUAGCGUGGUAAUAAUGGAAAUAUAUGAAGUGUUUGGAAUUAAACAAUAAAGGAGUUUUAGAGAUAUUAAAACUGGAAUUUAUAAUGAGUUUUGAAAUUCGUCGGACAUUUUGAUAUGCUUCGAUUAAAAAAAACAAUUAAAAAAACCCAACAUUUGUCUAUUCACAAAUGUCACGGAUUUUAAAAUUGGAUUUUUGAGGUAUUGUGGAACAUCGUACGGUUUUUCAUUUGACAUUUUUCGAAUCGUUAACAUUGAAUUUUUUCAAGUUUAUUUUUUCACCUAUGUAUCAUAACGCUGUCAACAGAUUUUUUUUCAAUGAAAUUGAAUAACGGAUUUAUCUCUUUUCUGUCAUCGUUGGAAUAAUACGAAAAUGUGCAACGAUAACAUGUGCCUGGAUCUGCGUGACAUAAAUAAUGAAUCAUUUACACAUUACAACAUAUCUAGGAUUGUGACUAAAACAGGUUUAAUUCCUAAUACUAAUCAAUCAAAUUCCACCUAUUCCGAGAAAACCCUUUCUGGGGAUUCUGCCGUAGGAUUGAUAGUCCUCUAUUCGUUCACAACAAUAUUUUCCAUCGUAGGCAACGCCUUUGUGAUUUUAGUAUUUGCCCGAGGGCGUAGGUCUAGAACUGACCUAAGGCCAUUUUUAAUAAAUUUAGCCGUUUCAGACCUCAUAAUGGCUAUUUUCUGUAUGCCUUUCAGCUUCAUAUAUGCAAUGCUAGAUAACUGGAUAUUUUCAAAACCAGUGUGUGUGAUAGUUCUUUUUGUGCAAAUGUUGUCCGUUUCCGGGAGCGUUUUUACCAACAUGGCCAUAGGGAUAGACCGCUUUAUGGUAGUGAUGUUUCCGCUUCGAUCAAGACUCACCAAAAAACGCGCUAAAUACGUCAUAGUGUUAAUCUGGUUCGGGGCUGUAGCAUUGUCAUCCGUGCAAUUUAAGGUCGCCCGUGCCUUGGAUACUGAAGAUAGGCAGAUAUGUACCGAGAUCUGGGAUACCCCGGCUCAGAGGAAAAUAUUCACAGUUUUUGUGUUUGUGCUAACAUACGUCGUUCCUCUGCUUAUAUUAUCCAUAACAUAUUCUAUUGUUGGAAUGUUGCUAUGGAAGCGGACUGCACCCGGAAAUAGAGACAGAGCAAGGGAUAUGCACCAGCUGCGCUCAAAACGAAAGGUGGUAAAAAUGCUCGUUAUCGUGGUGGCCAUGUUCGGUAUCUGCUGGCUUCCACUCCAUGCCUUCAUUCUCGUCCUCGACUUCUUCCCUUCAGUCGGUGAAACCGUCAGUGGAAGCACCCUAACUAGCCUCUUCAUUAGCUGUCACUGGCUUGCCAUGUCCAAUAGCUUCGCAAAUCCCAUUAUCUACGGAUUUACCAAUGAAAGUUUUAGGGCUGACCUCGUCACAUUGUUUUAUAUGUGGUUCCCCUGUUGCGUCUGUCUAACUAAAAUGAUGCCUCGAUAUUCGAGUGGGUCCACUUACGAAACCGUCGUCUUCCGUCGUCAAAGUUUAUACAAACAAGGAGCCAAAUUCAACGGAACGUACCAAACGCGAACAGUGCGAGCCCAAAGGACUAACGAGUACUUUCCAAAUCGAAGUCGAACUCGGUUUGAGUAUGUUGACUUCCCAUGUGCUAAUGGCAAGGCGGUUGUCAACGGCAAAGUUGAUAGGGUAAAGAACGGUUGUGGACAAAGAGUGAUAAUGUCCUUAGAGAAAGACUAUGUCAGAUUGAAGCCUGUGGAUAAAAAUUCCAUAAGUGCAAAUUCUGAACCUAGUGUUGAGGAAUCGUGAUUGAAUGUUUUUUUAAAUAAAAUGUAAUUUGAAGUUAUUAUUAAAAGGAUAUGAUAUA